AUGGUUCGCAAGAAGGUGCCCCUCCAGUACAUCGGCGAGGACUCCACCUGUUGUCGUACCUACGAGCCGCGUCGCAACUACCUAAUGAAGAAGGUAGGCGAGCUAGGCAUCCUAUGCAACACCAAGGCCUGCGUUCUGGUGUAUGACGAGGGCGCAUCGGAGCCAUAUGUUUACCCGUCCCAUGCCGAGGCGGUGGAAAUCCUGAAUCGGUACAAGGCCAGGCCGAACAUGCCACAGUUCAAGAAGACGAUGAGCCAGGUGGAGUUCCUCACCAAGUGUCUGGCCAAGCUCCAACACCAGGCCAACAAGCUCCAAAGCGAGCGUGAGGACCGCGACAUCAGGGCCCUCCUACACAAGGCCAUGCUCGGUGGCAACCUCAACGCCGAGGAGGUCGCCAGUGUUGGCUGUACGUCGGGGGAGAUCCACAAGAGCCUCGUUGAGCACAUCACUAAAACCAACCCGCAGCUGCCGCAGGCGGGCGGGCAGCCACCGGUCUUCCAGCCCCAGGCGCCAUACAUUGUCGGUAGAGCCAACGUGGGGCCUUCGUCGAUGUAUCAAGCGCCGCUGCAGGAGCAGGCGGGCGGGCAGCCACCGGUCUUCCAGCCCCAGGUGCCAUACGUCACCGGCAGUGCUGACAUGGGAUGUCCCCCAAUGUAUCAAGUGCAGCCGCAACAGCAGUCGGGCGGGCAGCUACCUGUCUUCCAGCCCCAGGCGCCAUACAUCGUUGGCAGUGCGGACAUGGGUCCUCCACCGAUGUAUCAGGCGCCACCGCACCAGCAGGACGGCUGGAAGCCACCAGCAUUCUAGCCCCAAGCAUAGUACGUCACCGGCAGCAUCGACAUGGGGCCUCCGCCGAUGUAUCACGCGUUGCAGCAACAGGAGGGCUGGCGUAACAUGGUGAGAUCUAAGGGGGACCACAGCGCCCUGGUCUAUAAUAGAAAUGGCUACUGUACUGGUGUCCAUGAUGGCGCCGGCACCAGCUCGAGCGCCAGCUUCCCCCUUGAUGAUAUGAUGUCAUUCUUGGACGAUAUGGAGUUCGAGUUGUAG
Triticum aestivum (bread wheat) is the source of this 1047-nucleotide messenger RNA. RefSeq lists its product as uncharacterized. The record is from RefSeq and is a predicted model, not a curated record. Lineage: Eukaryota; Viridiplantae; Streptophyta; Magnoliopsida; Poales; Poaceae. The transcript is spliced from 2 exons. Gene Ontology annotation, molecular function: protein dimerization activity; DNA binding.